Messenger RNA from Ostrea edulis (European flat oyster), 5004 nucleotides. RefSeq names its product terminal uridylyltransferase 7-like. Bases 188 to 4822 code for a protein of 1544 amino acids. The transcript is spliced from 30 exons. Lineage: Eukaryota; Metazoa; Mollusca; Bivalvia; Ostreida; Ostreidae. Gene Ontology annotation, molecular function: nucleic acid binding; zinc ion binding; RNA uridylyltransferase activity. The record is from RefSeq and is a predicted model, not a curated record.
AUAUCUUUUAAAUUCUAUACCCACGAUGCAUUAUUAAAAAUGUCAGCGCCCAUGAUAUUUUAAUCUGCAGGGGUCGAUUGUGUCCGUCGAUUUUCUUGGAAAGAACUUUCACAUACAUCUCCUCUUAGAAAGGAAUGAUAUAGACAAACUAUUGAUUUAUUGCCAUCUUUAAAAUGAAUGAGCAGGUAUGGCAGAAAGUCAAGAAAUUUUAACUACAGGCGAAAUCGAAUGCAAUAUCAAGAAAUUGUUGAACAUUAGCUCUGAUGUGAAAGACAACCCCUCACCCAAUGAUAAUAAGGGGGAGACAAAUACACAGAACUGUUCCCAAGACACAAGCUCUGUGGAAGAAAAACCACCAGAAGAAACCGUCAAAUUAGAAAAGUUCAGCAAAACGUCAGUAUCCACUGAGGAGAAGAAUAAGGCAGCAGAGAAAUAUAGCUAUGUUAUUCCAGAAGAUAUGGUGGAAGUGAUCAGUGUGGAUAAAAAGAAGAAGAAGAAGAAGAAAGGCAAUGUGCAGGACAAAGAAGAUGCUGGUGAAGACGACGAGGAGGAUGCUAUAUACCUGAGUGCAUUGGAAAAAGAGUGCAUUUUCCCUUUGAAACUUAAAUCAAAGAGGAAAUCAGAUCCAGCCUUCUUUUGUCGUUUGUGCAACACUCACUUAUCUAAAGGAGAAAUUAGCGUUCACAUUGAGGAGGAAGAACACUGUCUGAGAAUGAAGAGCCCAAAGAAGAAACUGAAGAUACCUAAAACCUCUCCAGAUAAACUACAGACAAAGAAAGGAAGUGAACAUGUGCCAAAGACAGAGAUAGUAGCAGUACCCACUCCCUCUCAUGAUCUAUCCUUACAAGAAAUGGAUGGGAGGACACCAUUCGAGGAUCUGUGCAGUGUUUUGGAGAAGGAGAAAAUAUUCCCUCUAAAGAAGAAGUCAUUGAGAUUCCCCAAAGCCAAGUUUUUCUGUCGACUGUGUGAUUAUCAUAUGGAUGCGGUAGAGGACUGCAAAAAGCAUUGCAGAGAUAGCAGACACAAGAGGAGGAAUGAGAUCAGUAAAUUUGAGAGUAAGUUGAAAAACAUUCCAUGUCCAUCCACCAGACAUCUGGCAGCUCUGAAUGAAAUGCUGGAGAGGAUAUACACAGAGGAGGGAUUGUCGGAGGGGGAUGUGCAGUAUAGGGAAGAGCUGACCAGGACACUGCAGGACAAACUGACCAAGGAUGAACAACUCCAAGAUGUGAAGUUGGUAUUGUACGGCUCAUCUCUAUCAACCACUGGUAUCAAGGACAGUAAUGUUAACAUUGACCUGGUUGUUCCCCAGAGGACCAAUCAAGCCAAAUCUUUAACUCAUGCUUUUAAAAUGAUGAAAACUUUAGAGGAGUACAAAGAUGUGCAAAGUAACUUUUCCUCCAAAGUUCCCUGUGUCUUGUUUACCGACUCAGAGCGGGGCCUGACCUGCCAGCUAACCAUUGGCAGUGAACUCGCCAGGGAGACCAACUUGCUUCUGCUCAUGUACACCAAGUGUGACCCACGCUUCAGGAGACUUGCUGUGGUGUUCAGAUACUGGGCACAGAUUUGUAGAGUGGAUCGCCAGACAGAGGGGACGGUACCAGCUUUCUGUUUCAGCCUGAUGACAGUCUAUUUCAUGCAGCAGUUGUCUUCCCCUGUGCUGCCUAUUUUAGAGACAUAUGAGGAAGACACAAAGUCCCAUUCUAAGAAAGCACCUGCUCCCAAGCACUUGAAUGUGGAACAGGCAUUGGCUCAUGCAAAAUGUUGGCAUUCACAGAACACAGAGAGUGUAGGGAGUUUGUGGCUGAAAUUGUUGGAGUUUUACAGUCUCAGAUUUGAUCAUUCGCUUAACAUCAUUAGUGUCAGGCAGCAGGAAGUUCUUCCCAGAGCAGAGAGAAAGUGGAACUCUAAACGAUUAGCCAUUGAAGAUCCAUUUUCACCAAAAAGAAAUGCUGCUCGCUCAGUUAAAAGUUUUGAACUUUUUGAAUACAUUUUGGACUGUGUGAGAAUAUCGUACCUUUACUUUGGAUUACCAUCUAAUUUUUCCAAUUUUUCUGACGAGGAACAGAAUAAUUUAAUAUCAAAAGCAAGGAAGAAAGUGACUACAAAGGACAGUGUGAAUAAAAAAGUCAGGUCUGGAGUUUCAGCUGAUGAGGAAGCAAAUGUGAAAGAAGAUGAGAAGGAAAACUCUGUCACUGAGUCUGGUGAAAUGGUGAAAAGGGAACCAACAAACUCAAUGUCAGAAAAAGCCACUCACUCAGUUUGUUCAGAACAAGCUGUAGAAUGCAGUGUGGGUUCACAUAACUCUAGUGAGAGUCAGGAAGUUUCUAAGACGGAGGGUAGACCCACUCAGACUGAGACUUUUGUGGUAGAAAAUUCCAUAUCGUCUGAGCAUUUAUGUCAGUCCAGUUCUGUAGAGGAGGUGGCUAAAGGCAUUGUAGACAUUGUCCUUAGAAAUGCCUUUUCUGUUUUGCAUUCCCAAUGUUCUCAAUUGCAAGAUGAUAAAGGAAAAAGUGAAAAGGAAGGGAAGCAUGGAUUGGAGACAACUCAUGUGAACAAAUUAAAUAAUUCUUUGCCAAAAACAGAUGAGAAAUUAGAUUACAAUUACGAAUUUACCUUGGACACUCUUUCUGAUGGAAAGGGUCCAAAAGUGUUGUGUGUGGUGUGUGAGAAAGAGGGUCAUCUGAAGAUGAAUUGUCCAGAAGAUACAUUGCCAGAGUUACGUCCCCUUCCUCCCAUGACAAAAGAGCACUUGAAGCUAGUUACAGAGGUCAUGAAACAAGUGCCAAAGGAUUUUGCACCAUCACGUGAAGAAAUCCGAGAACGGGAAAGCAUCCGGAGGGAACUAGAGCAGUUUAUACAGGAACUUUAUCCCACUGCCAGACUUGAAUUGUUUGGAUCAUCGAACAAUGGCUUUGGUUUUCGCCAUAGUGACCUUGACCUUUGUAUGACCUUUGAUGAUCUACGAAUACCUGAGAGCUUGAACUAUGUAGACUGCAUUGAAAAAGUCACCAAAAAGUUGAAAACACAUAAAGGCUUAUACAAUGUGUUUCCAAUAACAACAGCCAAAGUUCCUAUCAUCAAAUUCAGACACAGAAGAUCUCAAUUGGAAGGUGACAUCAGCCUCUAUAAUCUACUGGCCUUACACAAUACUAGGAUGAUUAGUUUGUACUCCAUGAUGGAUAGCCGUGUUAAAGUUCUGGGCUAUGCUUUUAAAGUAUUUGCAAAGAUAUGUGAGAUUGGUGAUGCAUCACGUGGCAGUUUGUCCUCCUAUGCCUACAUUCUAAUGCUGAUCUACUACCUCCAGCAAUGUAACCCGCCUGUACUUCCUGUUCUACAAGAGCUCCACUCGGAAUCGGAGAAGCCGGAAAACGUCGUGGAGGGUUGGAACGCUUGGUACUUUGAUGACAUUGAGGCUUUACCCAAACUAUGGAAGCACCAUGGGAAAAACAACGCCAGUGUAGGGGAGCUUUGGACCGGAUUGUUCAGAUUCUAUACAGAGGACUUCAAAAUGGAUGAGUGUGUUGUAUGCAUCAGACAACAGGAAACGCUUACCAAGUUUGAGAAAUUGUGGAAUGGCAAAUGUAUAGCAAUAGAGGAUCCAUUUGAUUUGAGCCACAAUCUUGGUGGAGGAUUGUCUAGAAAAAUGCACCAGUACAUAGUGAAGGCCUUUGUGCAUGGGAGGUUGCUGUACUGCACACCUGUGAACAAAAUUCCAACAGUGUUCUCAAGCCCAGCUGACUUUUUCUUUGACAAGACUCGAUUAACAGAAGGAAGUCCACCAAAUGAUAGAGGUUGUAGAGUGUGUAACAAAAUUGGACACAUUGCAAAAGAAUGUCCAAUCGUUUUGAACAGAAAAGAAAGGGAAGAAAAAGAAAGAGAAAGAAGACUGAUGGAAGAGAAAAAUGCUGCUGGUAAACUAGAGUUGUUCAACCAGCAGAGAGAGAUGCAGCUGAUAAAUAGCCAGCAGAGGGAUUACCUCCACAAUCAGAACAGCCACCAGAGGGAGUAUCCUCACAAUCAGAAUAGCCACCAGAGGGAGCAUCCCCGCAAUCAUAAUAACCAGCAGGGAAAUAAUAUACCUAGAGCUUACAGAAGGAGCAACUCUGAGAGCCAGGACUACUCGCCGCAUACAAGGCAGUCCCUACACAGACAACCAUCAGUACCCCAAUAUCAACCCGGGUACAUGUCUCCCACAGUCACUCAGAGGGACAGCAGACCACUUCUUCAUAACCCACCUACAUCUAUGUCUCAGCCAUACAGACCCAGAAUGGGCUUAAACAUUACUGGUCCACCUUCUCAUCAGCAGCUCUACAGGAUGCCUCCUAGGAAUCAAGAUCCCAGAAUGCAUCAAACCAGAAGUCAUGGCUCCUCAAUGCAGGUACAUGUAGCUUCACCUACGAUCAAUUUGCAUGAACGUCCGUGGAUUCAGGAGCACAUGACGCAUCCAUAUAAUUCACGUACAAGCAAUCAUAAUCCAGAGGUUACAGAUGGUUCCGCUGUUGGUUUUAUUCCCACUAACAAUUCCAAUUUAUUUUACAAUGUGCCCGCCAUGUUGGGCCAACCAUUGUUUUUAAAUCCAUCUCAUCAGGGGACACAACUGCUACAGGGACAAUUUCCUGGUUACCAGCAGGUGUUGUCUCCCCUUCAGGUUGCUAGUUCAGGACUGGAGCAAGGUCGAAUUGUUAACCCGAGGAAUCAAAUGAACUUAGGAAUCACAGUUCAGAAUGAGUAUUUCAGGGGAGGCAAUGCAGAACAGCAGAGGUUCACCAAUCCACAGUACAGAGGGCAGACACAACUAAAUCGACCGUCUCCCAGAAAGUGAACAGGGUUUUAAAACUAUUUAGUAGCUUUUUUUAUUUCAGCGUUUUAAUUCACAAGGACUUAUAUCAUGAAAUUUGAACGAUUAUAUCAUAUAAAAUGAAUAUUUAAAUGGCAUUUUAGGUGAAAAGAAAAUGGUGUAUUUUAUGAUAAAACAAAAUGAAAACCAUUAAAAAAGGGAAAGAG